AUCGCGGCAAAGGAGCUCAUCGAGGGCGACGAAGCCUGCGGAGCUCCUGCGUUGCGAGGCGACCACAGGUGAGAGCUGCCCUCACGAGUGGGCAUCGCCGCAUGCGAGGCAUCGAGGCCCGGGCUUGCGAACGCCUCGUGUCCGCUCUGCGAGCCCGAGGCAUGCUGACCGGCCUGGCUGCCGGCGAAGCGCAAGACCUUGUCACGCCUGUGCAACGCCUUUUGCACGCGGUCGCGAACGGUGAACUCGUCUGGCUCCUCCGUGGCCGUGGCUGCGUCUUCGCCCGUCUUGAGACCAAGAAAGGGCCCGAUGACCAUCGCCAGGUCGCUGCGCCGCCACUCGUCUCGCGCCUCGUCGCGCGUGCGGCCGGGAUAGAUCGAGAGCAUAGCAGCUGGCGAGCCGUUCGACAGAGCGUCGCCGCCCGGAGAGGCCGAGGCCUUCGCGGCGACGACUGCCUGCCGCUCCUCGAGCGGAAGGCGCCGAAGCACCUCGGCAGUGAUGCCCGGCGUGGAAGUCAAAACGUAGCCAAGGACACUCUCGAGCAUCUCGAUCUGCUCCUCCAGCCGUUGCCGCACGCCCUGCGACGGGCCGCGCUUCUUCUCCGGGCGCUCGUAGGUGCACUGACGGUCGGCGCGCUGGCAGAUCAGGCAGACUGGGUGCGUGCCGUCACACUUGUCCUUCUUGCUGUGGAGGCACAGGGCGGCGAGUGUCAGUCAAGCGGUCUCUCACGGCAGCGCAUGGCCAACGUUGCCGCUUCGCCGCAGAGCCCUGAACUUGGAAGCCGGCGUCGCGCCGCCGGAACAUCCGCCCAGCUUCGCGGCUCGCCCGCAGCAAGUCCUGUCCCUGCCAGACUGCGGUGUGCCACUCACAAGAAGCACUGGUCGCACGCCCUGCUGACGCGCUUGCGCUUCUUCUGUCCAUCCGCAUCUGCCGCGGCUGACGGGCCGGCCAUGGCGGGUGUGCCCCAGGCUGCGGCGUGCGACGAGUGGCUGCGUGCGCGGAGCAGCUGAGCGGCGUCGCAGCGGGAGCGAGCGCGUCGUGGACAGCUCAGCAGCUGGUGUGGUGUGCAGUAGAGGUGCGCCUGCGCAGCUGAGGGGCAAGGGUCUACACCUCUGGUGCGCCACAAGGAGACGAGGCGCGCCUGCGCAGAGUGCGGGGUAGGGGCGAGAGCGCCGGGGCCGCGAGAGGACAGCAGCGGCGCGGCUCUGCCGCUUCGCCGUCGCGCGACGAGCUGGAAGAGGAGGCCGGACUGCGGCGUUGGCAGCGGCGGCUGGCGACUGCGGCGGCGACGGAGACGAGGUGGUGGGAGUGGAGCACGACGCACGAGCGACGACGAGACGGGCCAAGAAGC
Tilletiopsis washingtonensis is the source of this 1351-nucleotide messenger RNA. RefSeq lists its product as hypothetical. The transcript has a single exon. The record is from RefSeq and is a predicted model, not a curated record. The coding region runs from base 102 to 1010 and encodes 302 amino acids. NCBI's taxonomy places the organism in Eukaryota, Fungi, Basidiomycota, Exobasidiomycetes, Entylomatales.